UUACAUUACUUCUACGUAAAGCCGUAUGCCCAGUGCACGCUUGACCACGUUACUAGAGGUAUCUUCUCUGCCCUUCACUGCUUAACAGGAUUUACAAAACCUUGGACCGAUUCUUUUCACGAUGCCUAACUGUCCGAAGUGCAAUAAAGUCGUUUAUUUCGCUGAACGAAAAACUUCUCUGGGUAAGGAUUGGCAUGGCCCCUGUCUGCGAUGUGAAAAAUGCAACAAAACGUUGACACCUGGUGGUCACUCAGAACAUGAGGGAAAACCCUACUGUAAUAAGCCGUGUUAUGCCGCCUUAUUUGGCCCUGGAGGUUUCGGACGAGGUGGUGCCGAAAGUUACGUCUACGAUAAGUGAUAUGUGGUAAUUGAUUCGGAUACGAAUGGCCUGGAUGCUCACUCAUAAUUUCAUUUUAUGUUGAAGGAUUAAUUUUUUUUAAAUAAAUACUAUAUUUUCAUUCA
Molecule: messenger RNA, 462 nt
Organism: Diachasmimorpha longicaudata
Lineage: Eukaryota; Metazoa; Arthropoda; Insecta; Hymenoptera; Braconidae
Product: cysteine-rich protein 1-like
Exons: 3
Coding region: 122-358 (78 amino acids)
Source: RefSeq, a predicted model, not a curated record